AUGGCGCACAGCUCCCCGAGCAGCCCGUGGAGCUUGUUGACAGUGCACGUCCUCCCGCUCUUCGCGGGAAGUCCGCUGAAGACGGCCAUCGAGGAUCUGAACCAUUUGUGCAACUCGCACAUCGUCACCACCUCGCAGCGCACCCAAGCGUCCCGACUGAUCGCGGUGCUCACAGCCGACCUCCGUGACUUCAUAGCAUCCGGCAUGCUCACUCUCAAGGCGAAAUUCGACACGAUCGACGAGGCCAAGGUUGUGUCGCGUGCAGCCGAAGUCUGGUCCUUCUUCUGGGGCCAAAUUCUG
Molecule: messenger RNA, 300 nt
Organism: Cutaneotrichosporon oleaginosum
Lineage: Eukaryota; Fungi; Basidiomycota; Tremellomycetes; Trichosporonales; Trichosporonaceae
Biological process (GO): TORC2 signaling
Cellular component (GO): TORC2 complex
Source: RefSeq, a predicted model, not a curated record